UUAGGCAGUCCCAUGCAAUAGUAACCCCUAGUCUCUGAGGGGCAAGAGCAAGCCAAUCAGUGUUCAUAUUUACCACCCUAGUGUGAGCAUUGCCCUGUUGGGCUCCUUGGCUCCCUUUCCAUCCAGAUGUAGCUUCCACAUGUCAGCUCUAGAAUUCAGUUGUUUAAAAUGUGUUAAACAGUAAAACUGCUGUUAACUUUCUAAAGUGAGGAUACCAGAAAUCUGAGCUGUUUCUGGUCAUAAAUUGACUUCCUCUCUUAGAACCUUCUGCUGGGAAGCAUCAGCAAAGGCUAUUUGAACUUGGGUUGAUUUAGUUGGGAUUGGUCCUGCCUUGAGCCAGGAGGCUGGACUUGAUAACCUCCUGAGGUCUUUUACAGCUCUGAUUCUAUGAACUUGUUAAACUAAAAUAAGAGAGUCUUAGUUUCUGACAUGAAUGGUUUUGAUAGCAACAUCUGAUACCUAGUAUGUUUUGAAAAUAACAGUGAAAUAAGGUAUUAGCAAAACAUCAGCUUUAUUCAGUGGAAUACUGAAAGAGUGGCAGAUUUGGAUGUGUAUGAUAACUUUAACUAUUUAGUUAAGGUAUGAUAGCUGAACUCUGUUUUGUUCCUUUGAUUUCUACUAGUGUGUUGUGCAGCCUAAACAUCUUCACAUUGUUAACAGUUAUGUGAAGUAUUUCAGCAAAUUAACAAUUAUUUUGUGAAACAUUCUUGAACAUAGCAGAGUAUUCCUAAGUGAUCUCAUUACUGACUAAUAUGUAUCUUCAGCCUAUAAUUCAGUUGAACUUGCUCUUUCUUUUCCAUGUGUUCCUAUAGUAGCUUCAGAGGAGGCCUAAAGAGACACUUUUAGCCCAGAUGGUAUCUUUCUACUAAUGAACAGACUUUUUUCCUUUUUGAUUUGGGGGAGGGGGGAUAACUUACUUCUGCCUGCUUUCUGCUUCUUUACAGCAAAAAAAGUAUUCCUAAUAAGUUAGGAGAGUAAACAGCAGACUUUUGCUGUUUUGAUUGGGAGUUGCUAGGUGCAGAUCUGCAAAAGCUAUCCUUUACAGUGGGGGAGGAGAGAAAAAGGCAGAGACCUUGAUCAGCCAAUCAAAAUAUACAAAUGAAUAAGAUCUGGAGUUCAGUUUAACUGCCUGUUUACUCACUACUCAUUAUCUGACCAUCACUUCUCUUUAAAACAACUUUUUUUGGCAAAAGGUUAAAAUACUGCUUUGCUGAUUAAUAAGUCACUGCUGUGGUUGAUUUCAGAUGCUUCCUGUCUGCUUCAUCUUAAUAUCAGUUAAGCUGGAAACAUACGUGCACGAAUUGAAAGUGGCAGCUUGACACAUCUUGCAAAUUGCUUUUUAAAUAGGAUUUCUGAGCCCUUGUAUGAGUGAUAAUUCUUCUUUGUUUAUCCACAGUGUGAGUCUGCAGAUGAAAUUAGGGUUAGAAGACAUCCAAGUUACUCUAAGCAUCAUAAGGGCUAUACAUAGUGUCUUUGUGAGCCUAUGAAAUGGCUGUGAUGGAAGUUGCAUGCCAAGGAGCUCCUGACCCCACUAUCGGGCACCAGAAGGAGCUUGCUGCUACUAAAGGGCUGAGUGAAACAGUGGGUGAGAAGCAGAGCAGUGUUUGCAAAGUAGAAGAUUCAGAGAAAGUUGCCUUCCACAGUCAGUGGAAGAUCCUGAAAGAUGUGAUCACCAAAGGAACAGCAAAAGAAGAGACAGAAGGAGGUUCUGCGUCCAUUUCCAUCAUUGCCCAGGCUGAAUGUGAGAACAGCCAGCAGUUCCUACCCACCUUUUCAGAGAGGCCUUUCAUAGCUGACAGUAAACGUUACAGGUCAGACAAUCUUGAUCAGAUCCCUAACAAUGUGGCCCAUGCUACUGAGGGGAAAAUGGCACCAGCCUGCUGGAGGGCAAGGCAUCGGGGUAAAGGCAGGAAGAAACGUCGCAAGAAAAGAUCCAGGGUUCGAAUUCAAACACUGGCCCCUGCUAAGCAAGGGCCCAGAACUCCAGAACAAGAAAGUUGUACUCCGAUCCCAGUCCAGGAGGAUGAAACUCACCAAAACAUUCUCUUCAGUAACAGCUCCUGUUUUUCAGAACCUUGCAAGGAUUCAAUCUCUGAUCAGAUACUGUUUGAUAAACCUAGAAAAGUUCUGCUCACAGACAAACUCCAGUCACUAAGAAACCCACAUAGACCAGAGCUGCACAAGUUAAUAAGCCCAGUUCAGUGCUUGAACCAUGUUUGGAAGUUACACUGUCAGGGGGACUUUGUGCCUCAGCCAGAGACCCUCCAUCCCUUCCCUUACAACAGAUUGCCCUCUUGCAUCUCUGUUCUGGAUGGUCCUCUUUGUGCUGUGAAGCGUAACCCUUUGGAGACUUACCUCCGUGACGAUUGGGCCUGUGCGACUAGUGAGCCACGCUUGUCUGGCCUAAGCUUAGAACACACCUUUUCAAAAUGUGUCAGCCAGUCCACGGAAACCACCUCGGACAAACUUUCUGUGGAAGAAUAUUUGGUGGAUGCUCUUAAAGGGAGCGUGAGCCUCGGGGAGCCUCGGAACUUAGCCAGCCUUGCCAAGACGUGGAGAGGAGGCGGUCUGGAUUUGAAGGGGCAGUUUCAAGAGGCAGAUGACAACGAGGGGGUGCUGCUUACGGAGAAAUUAAAGCCAGUGGACUAUGAAUACCGAGAAGAAGUUCACUGGACCAAGUGCCAUGACUUCCUGGGCAUUGGCUCUUUUGGGGAAGUGUACAAAAUAGAGGACAAACAGACGGGAUUUCAGUGUGCUGCCAAAAAGGUGCAAGUCGAACACUUUCGUGCAGAGGAGUUGACGACAUGUGCUGGAGUAACAAGUCCCAAAGUUGUCCCUCUGUAUGGAGCAGUGAAGGAAGGCCCUUGGGUUACUAUCUUCAUGGAACUAAUGGAGGGUGGCUCAUUAGGCCAGCUGAUUAAACAGAGAGGUUACUUGCCAGAGGAUAGAGCCCUCAGUUACCUGGGUCAAGCAUUGGACGGUCUGGAGUAUCUUCACGCUCAUCACAUUCUGCAUGGAGAUGUCAAAGCGGACAACAUGCUCUUAUCCAGGGAUGGAAGCCGGGCUCGCCUCUGUGACUUCGGCCACUCUGCUCGUCUUCAUCCAGAUGGCUUGGGGAAGUGCCUAGUGACCGGGUCCUACAUGCCGGGCACAGAGACGCACAUGGCUCCAGAGGUAGUAAUGGGAAAGCGCUGUGACUCGAAGGUGGACAUCUGGAGCAGCUGCUGCAUGAUGCUGCACAUGCUCAAUGGGUGUCAUCCUUGGACCCGCUAUUACAACCACCCUCUGUGCUUAAAGAUAGCCAAAGAGCCGCCUCCUUGGAGGGAAAUCCCGCCGUCCUGUAACCCUUCCACGGCCGAGCUCAUUAAAGCUGGGCUGGAGAAGGAGCCGCUUAGAAGAGCUUCUGCAGCCGAGCUGAAGACCAAGGCUGACACAGCACUUCAGCAGGUGGGAGAUGCAAAGAACCCCUCGAGAGAAUACAGAGAACCUAGACGUUUGUCUCUGGAUGAAGAAAACAACCCACAAGCUUCCCUGUCCCCAACAGUCAGCCUAAUUUCUGAGACUGUGGCUAGCCCAGGGUCAGCGUUCAAAGCUCCAUGCCUGUCCCAAAGCCUGCAGCUGGCAGAGAAGACUGGGGUAACCCCUUGGAAUCUGUGCAAGGAGUUACCUAGGGUUUGUGAUCCACCUUCCCUCUCCUCCCUGCCUCCUGUCCCCACCAAGAGCAGCAGCUCCUCGGAACGGACAACAGCUAUCUCAGAACAGGAGCUUCAGCAGCUGGAAAUAGAGUUGUUUUUGAACAGCCUGUCCCAGCCGUACUCUCUGGAGGAGCAGGAGCAAAUGCUCUCAUGUCUCAGCAUCGACAGCCCGCUCGUGUCGGAUGCCAGCGAAAAGAGCUCUCUGAAGGGUUCCCAGAGCCUGAGGGACACCAUGAGCUCGGGGGUUCAUUCCUGGUGCAGCCAGACUGACGGACAGAGCUUCAGCUGGAACAACCUGCUGUGUCGCAGCCGGCACACAGACACCCCCUGCUACUUCAAUGGAGUGAAAAUCCAGAUCCAGUUGCUAAGUGGAGAAAAUCUUCAUAUCCGAGAGUUCCACAGGACCAAGGUGGGAGACGUUGCUACUGGGAUAAGCAGCCAGAUACCAGCCUCCGCUUUCAGCCUUGUUACAAAGGACGGCCGGCCUGUUGGCUGUGACAUGGAGGUUCCCGACUCGGGCCUAGAGCUGCAGUGCACCCUGGCUCCUGACUGCAGUUUCGGCUGGUCCUGGCGAGUCAAGCAUGGUCAGCUGGAGAACAGACCGUGAGGCCGAAGUGCGGGAUUGCAGAGGCCCACUGUCAUUUGGUGCUUGAGACAAAACUAGCUAUUGACAUUUCCUAUUGAACUAGGAUUCGGGUUCGGCUUUUCACAGCUUUAGUGCGCCAGCUCCUUGCUGCUUGGCCUGGAUCCGGCCUUUAGACGGGUGCUGCCCUCACAGGGCACUCUAGAGCGAUGGCUGCAGCAGAGAGGACCAGGAGUGCGCUGCCGGGCAUCUGCCCUUUCCAGGAGAGUGCCGGAAACACCGAGUGCUCAGAGCAAAUGUGGAAGGGAGCCAGGGAUUUAGAGUGUAGUAGGGUGGCUGCUGCCACCUCCUACCCCUGCAGACAACUCCUUUCUUGGUGGAGGAAAAAUUCUGUUUCCAGAGGCUUUGAAUGGCCUAAAGAUUAGAAUGGCUGGGAGAAUAGAGCCCUGCAAAUCCACGGGUAUCUGCAGCCGCAGCUGUCAGUGUGCGUAGCCCAGGCUCGUUUGUGCAGCUAUGGCCACAGAUGCAAGUUUUGCAUCUAGAACCCUGCAGACUUAGCUGGCUGCGUUCUCUCCGCAGGCACCCGCAGCUCCCUGGUUGUGGAUACGGAACAAACUUUGUAUCUGCACAGGGGUCUAAACGUAGCCGCUGUGACUGGGGGAGGGGGAGGUUCUGGUCCUUGCAUUCCGCUUCCCUUCCCUGCAGCAACUGGCUUUUGUAAUCACCUGCGCCACUCCCAGGAGCCAGUUUCCUCUCUUUUCUCUCCCCCCCCCCUCCUCCCAGGGUAACCGCAUUUCCCACCCCGAGUGCUCUGCCAGGAAGCACAGCUCAGCCGCCCCAUUUUACUGAUCUGACAAGUGCACCCUCGGGAUGCAGGCCAGAGCUGGGCCUAGCCCCCUGGUUCCUGACCCGGGCCAGUGAGGGAGCAGAGGGCGGGAGGCAGCAAUACUUGCGUCACAGCCACACACUGACAGCUGCUGCUUACAAUGCUGUGCUUGUUGGAGGACCAAGAGAAAGUCCUGCCCAGGAGAAGACGGGAACCAGAGUCCCCACUGCCAAUGAAUGUUCUGCAGCAGACUAAGCAUUAGAAUUCCUGGACUCUGUGGAAAGAGGGUCGAACCCCAGCGCUACUAAGCCGGCCUGUCGGGCGGGUAGCAGAACGGCCCUGUGCACCUUACGGCUUCUGAAAACAGGAGUCACGCAGAUUCCGUGAAAAUGAAAAGUUCGGUUCCCAUGGCACUUCUGGGAGUGCCGUGUGUUUGCUAGCCACGCACUGCUAGACCCCAGAGCUGCCUGCGUUGCAGCUGGCAAGAGACGUGUUCUCUGCAAGUCUCAGGAGUAGCCGUGUUAGUCUGUAGCUGUGAAAACAGCGAGGAGUCCAGUGUGCCGCAAAGAACAGAUUGAUUUGGGCAUAAGGGUUUGUGGGUAAAAGCGCGUCUCUGAUGCACCUUGCAUGCCCAGAUCAAUCUGUUCGUCUCUGUGGUGCCACAGGACUCCACAUGGUUUAUACUCUUGUUGAAGUAUCUUAGGAUUGAACGAACACUGAAAUACGCGGCUCUUUGUGUGUCAAGUUCCACUCGCAUGGUGGAGUUAGGCCAAGCUAUUGCCAGCACAUUGUCGUUCUGGUUUCUGAGGGGAGAUCCUACAUCGUGUGGCCAGUUUCUCCUCCGUAACUUUGCUCUUUUUGUUAACCUGUUGGUGUCAAACUCAAACACUAGAGGGAAAAGCAGCAGCCCUCAGGGUGUGGAGAGCUACUGCUCUCUGCAUUUUACUUCUAGCAUUAAUGCUGCCCACCUGAAGGGUGAGUAAAAGUGCGGAUGUCAGCCCUCCUGCACUUGUCACUCUAGCAUUAGCCAGCAUCUCUGCUCAUGUAUCUCAUCCCCCUGAAGGCCUCUGGUAGCCUCAUACCACUGUGAUCCGACUUCUAUGGGACAAGUGCUCUGCCCAGCCUCAGCUGCCUCUCCGUGCUGGUACCACGAGCCCCUCACCUUUCCCGUCUGUCUGUCUCUGUUAGCAGACUCCCUCUGGGGCCUGGGCUACCAGGCUUCUCAAUCAAAUUAGCCUGCACCGUGAGAUGGCUUUCCAGGGCUGGCCCUAGUCCUGUUGCCGGUGACAGUGUGGGGUCUGGUUAACUGGCCGGCCUCCCCGUAGCACUGAUCAGACUGCAGGGUGGAACCAGCUGCUUGCCGUGGGGCUGGGCACGGCCGGAGAAGAGCCGCUGCCUGGGGACUAGCAGACCAAGUAACAGUGGUGGCAUUCGCUGCUCCUCCUGCCUGAUGGCUGCGGAGGCAGGGCCCUGGCUUCCGGAGGGCCGGGAACCUUGCUGUCCUUGGAAGACAUUUCACAAAACCAACUCUUAAAAUCCAGAAAUGCAGGUGCAGGGGGCCCUGCCCAUGGAAAGAAUAAAGCUUUGUCACACCAGCGCCUGUGGCCGCGCGGAGCUGUCUGUGGGGCACGGGGCUGCUGCA
This is a messenger RNA of Pelodiscus sinensis (Chinese soft-shelled turtle), 6746 nucleotides long. It is a transcript of the gene MAP3K14, whose product is annotated as mitogen-activated protein kinase kinase kinase 14. Lineage: Eukaryota; Metazoa; Chordata; Testudines; Trionychidae. Gene Ontology annotation, biological process: protein phosphorylation; canonical NF-kappaB signal transduction. Gene Ontology annotation, molecular function: ATP binding; protein serine/threonine kinase activity. The record is from RefSeq and is a predicted model, not a curated record.